Molecule: messenger RNA, 561 nt
Organism: Pocillopora meandrina
Lineage: Eukaryota; Metazoa; Cnidaria; Anthozoa; Scleractinia; Pocilloporidae
Source: the annotation of a GenBank genome assembly
AUGUGGUGGGUUCUAUGGCUUGCCAAUUUGAUUGCAGUUUCGGGGAGAGAUAUAUCUUGCGGGGAUGCUAUCAAUAACUGCCGAAAGGACUUCGCAGGAUGCGGAUUGGCACUCUACAAAAUUUUUAAAAGAACAGAGUGUCUUACCGCGUUAGGUCUCAAGGACGAUAAAUUGGUCGGGAUCCGAGUAACCAGACCGAUGGAAAAGACUUGUCCACUGAGUUGUGUGAGUGCGAUCAACAACCUAACUGCUACGAAUGCAGGUAAAGCGAUGGAAACAUGUAACUGUAGCAGAGACUCAACGUGUCUAACAUCGAAGGCACGCUUGAAGCGAUGCGUCCUCAGUAGAACUACAAAUUACACUGUCUUUAGUUGCACCCAGGCUAGAAAACGAUGUAAUGGCAACAAGGAUUGUAAACGAAUACAAUUCAGCUUUUUGAGGCGAUGUACAAAGCUUAUCUCGGGUUUGGAAUGCACAAAGGAUUGUUUAAACAGCCAAGACGAAUUGCUGAAUUCAGAUCUGGGUAAAAGCGCUCAACGAUUGCGAGUGCGACGGGUUUGA